Molecule: messenger RNA, 1027 nt
Organism: Dendroctonus ponderosae (mountain pine beetle)
Lineage: Eukaryota; Metazoa; Arthropoda; Insecta; Coleoptera; Curculionidae
Gene: slmo
Product: protein slowmo
Exons: 4
Coding region: 61-735 (224 amino acids)
Biological process (GO): phospholipid transport
Cellular component (GO): mitochondrial intermembrane space
Molecular function (GO): phosphatidic acid transfer activity
Source: RefSeq, a predicted model, not a curated record
GCGUUACCUACCUGCGGGGUGCAAUAAAAUUCGUAGUUUUCAAGUGCCACACAUCCAGCGAUGAAAAUCUGGAACUACGAACACACUUUCAACCACCCUUGGGAAACUGUAGCCACAGCCGCUUGGAGGAAGUACCCGAACCCCCAUAAUACUGCGGUUAUUGGUACUGAUGUUGUGGAGCGAAAGGUUGUUGAUGGGGUGCUGCAUACUCAGCGCUUAGUCAGCUCUAUAUGGUACUUCCCUAAAUGGGCCCAAGCACUCAUUGGAUCAGCAAAGAUCUGCUACGCUGCUGAGCACUCAGAAGUAGACCCCAACGCCAGACACAUGGUUCUGAAGACCAUCAACUUGACCUUCUGCAGACACAUUGCAGUGAAUGAGACUUUGAAAUAUCUUCCACAUCCGGCCGAUUCCCGAAAAACGCUCUUGAAGCAGGAAGCGGUUGUAACAGUCCAAGGAGUUCCCCUCACUAACUACAUGGAGGAUAUUAUCACGACGAAAAUCUCUUCCAAUGCCAGUAAAGGCAGGCAGGCGAUGGAAUGGGUGAUACACAAGAUCAAUGAAGAAGUGCAGGAUUUAUCCAGAAGCACUGAUGAAAUCCUGCACAGUACCAAGAAGUCUUUGGACGAUCUCACUAGUAGCGCGAAGAAAUCGAUGGAUGACAUCUCACACAAGGCCAAGAAGAGUUUCGAUGAAAUCCAACACAUGAAAAUCAACAGCAACUUCUCAGAGUGUUAACUCCUCAAACCUCAAUUGGAAAAAGCUCCAGCGAGACGCGCGUGAUUUUUGUUUAGAAUAAAAUGCACUUUUCUAAGUGUGGGCGUUGUUCUUCGGGCGAGUGACCAGUCAAAGGCUGAUCUUUUUCGAAAAUUGUCUAUUUAUUUGUACAUUCCCAUUAAGGUAUUAAGGGCCGACGUCUUAUUUUUAGCCUGUAGUUUGUCGAUUCUCUCAUUGUAACCGUACCAAUGUGGGUUGUUGUACAGUAAUACCCUUGAAAUGAUUCAGAAGAAAUACAGUUGUGUUCUUGAAA